Messenger RNA from Condylura cristata (star-nosed mole), 954 nucleotides. RefSeq names its product olfactory receptor 5B12-like. NCBI's taxonomy places the organism in Eukaryota, Metazoa, Chordata, Mammalia, Eulipotyphla, Talpidae. Gene Ontology annotation, biological process: sensory perception of smell; G protein-coupled receptor signaling pathway. Bases 1 to 954 code for a protein of 317 amino acids. The record is from RefSeq and is a predicted model, not a curated record. Gene Ontology annotation, cellular component: membrane. Gene Ontology annotation, molecular function: G protein-coupled receptor activity; odorant binding; olfactory receptor activity. The transcript has a single exon.
AUGGAGAAUAGUACCAGGGUGACUGAGUUCAUUUUUGUGGGGAUAACUGAUAACCCAGACCUGCAGAUCCCCCUCUUCUUCAUAUUCACGCUCAUCUAUCUCAUCACGCUGAUUGGGAACGUGGGGAUGAUCAUGUUGAUCCUCGUGGAUUCCCUUCUCCACAUACCCAUGUACUUAUUCCUUGGUAACCUUUCCCUGGUGGACUUAGGUUACUCCACAGCUGUCACUCCCAAAGUGAUGGCCCAACUCCUUAUUGGAAGCAACGUCAUUUCCUACAGUGAAUGUGCAGCUCAGAUGUUCUUUUUUGCAGUCUUUCUCACCGUAGAGAAUUUCCUCUUGGCUGUGAUGGCCUUUGACCGCUAUGCAGCAGUGUGCAAACCUCUGCAUUAUGCCACCAUCAUGACCACAGGCGUUUGUGAGUAUCUGAUAAUAGGCUGCUAUGUCCUUGCUUUCCUGACGGCCUCCAUCCACACCGGGAACAUAUUCAGCCUGUCUUAUUGUAGAUCCAAUGUGAUUAAUCACUUUUUCUGUGAUGCUCCUCCAGUGCUGGCUCUGUCCUGCUCAGACAUCCACAGAACUGAGUUAGUUGUGUUUAUUUUUGUGGGCAUUGAUGUUACAAUAUCUAAUGUGGUCAUUGUGGUCUCCUACCUGUUCAUAUUUGUCACCGUUCUGAGGAUGCACUCCUCGGAAGGUCAUCAGAAGGCCUUCUCCACCUGUGCAUCCCAUCUCACCGCCAUCUCCAUCUUCUACGGGACAUCCCUUUUCAUGUACUUAGAGUCAAACGCCAGCCACUCCAUGGGCAGUGACAAACUGGCCUCUGUGUUCUAUGCCAUAGUCAUCCCCAUGCUGAACCCAUUGGUCUACAGCCUGAGGAACAAAGAGGUUAAGAGCGCCUUUAAGAGAACUGUGGGAAAGGCCAAGUCUUCCAUAAGACUUAUAUUUAUACAUGUAUAG